AUGUCAAAGGAACAAUCAUCAGAUUUAUCAUUUGCAUUAUUGAGAGAUAUCGAAUUUCAAUUACUUGUUCGUGGAAGUCGUGAUGGCUUGAGUAGAGACGUAUUUCGUGAGAAAUGUGAUAAUAAAGGUUCAACACUAGUCGUGUUGAAAAUCACUGGAACAAAUAAAUCAAUAAUAGGAGGUUACAAUCCGAUCGCAUGGUCAAGUUCAGGUGAAUGGUUAUCGACAAAUGAUAGUUUUAUAUUUUCAUUUGAUGAUAAUAUGAGGAAGGUUUUGAGCAGAGUUGUGAACUCUGAACAAGCAAUUAGAGAUUGUGGUCCCCAAUUUGAUUUAGUUGGAUUUGGUGAAGAUUUGAAUAUUUUUACUCGUACUUGUUAUAUGAGAGAUUAUGAAAGAGGAAUCAUUGAUGCAAUUAAUUUUAAUUUAUUAGAUUAUGAAGUAUUUCAAAUAAUUGAAAAAUAA
This is a messenger RNA of Entrophospora candida, 462 nucleotides long. The record is from the annotation of a GenBank genome assembly. Lineage: Eukaryota; Fungi; Glomeromycota; Glomeromycetes; Entrophosporales; Entrophosporaceae.